UAUUCAACUUUUACUUUUAAUCCUAGUCAAAUAAGUGUUAUUAUUUUAUGUUAAGGUUGAGGCUUUAUUUUUCGUUCACACCACACAGUGUAAUUUGUUAACAAAAAAACCAGCGUCUCAAAGAAACUACUUAUCACUACCUGAACUUUGAGUGCAAUCUUUUGUUCUAUUCUUGCUUUAUUAAUAAAAUUCAAUGUUCACCACUUUUUCUUUUCCACCUGUACAAACCGCACCUAUUGCUUUGCGUGUAAAUUUCGUAUGUAUAACUCAAUGUUGAAGCGAAACGAUUAAAAAGUGAUAUUAUUUGCUUUCUUCCUCUCUCUCUCUCUCAUUUUGUAUGGCCAAUCAAAUUUCAGGUGGAAAUGUAACGAUGCUCUCAUCGACGUCGUUAUUGCAUGCUAAUUGCAUUUUCAAUCGAAACAAUACGGUUGCAACGCAACAAGGAAUGAAAACGUAUUGGUUGUGUAAAUCGUAUCGCAUAACGAUGUGCCGAGCGAGAUGCAUUACACAUCAGGGUCGUGUACUAUCGGCCACCGGUGUGCAUAAUCAUCAACCGCACAUGAAAGGAUCGUAUCCAAAUUCGGAAUUUGUCCAAAGUGGCAACACAACAACAUGUGCAACAAGCAAUGGAAAUAGUAUAUCAAUAUCAAUGCGAUUACCGUCUUCAAUUCCAGUCACAACAGUAACAACGCAAUCACAUUCGUCGUCACCGACAUCACAAUCAAUAUUGCCAGCAACAUCACAACACCAAGAGGUGCCACAUUCUCAACAUCACUUAAACAAUGAAAAUCAAACGCAAGAACCGCCAAAUCAUACGGUUACAACGAAUGUUCAUCAUUCGCCACCGUCAAACCAUCAACAUCAUUCGCAUCACAGCGAACAUCCAACGUCAUCAUCACAUGCCAAUAAUAAUUCAACAUCGCUGCAGAAUAUGAUGCAAAAUGUUCUAUCACAAAACAAUUUAAUGCAAUUAACGAAUAUGACACCGAUUCUCAAUCCAAUGCAUAACCACUCGCACAUGGCACACUUGCAUAGUUCACACCUUUCGAAUGAAUUACAUGUUACACCGAGUCAAAAUCAUGAAAAUAAUGAAAAUAAUGAAAAUUUACACAGCCCAGAUUCGCCCAGAAGUUCAAUGCAUCAUGCUCAACUGGUUCGACACCAAAUGACAGACGAUGUUAAUCGAAUGACCCAACAUCAUUCACAUUCGACGGGUACAAUGCAUGGACAGCAACAGCAACAGCAACAUCACCACCACCAUCAUCAUCAAUCCAAUGAAAAUAAUUCGCCCGUUGGAUUGUCACCAAUCGAAACACCACCACAUCGAAGUCAAUUAACAUCUGAAUCCGAUUCGAAUGUUCAUCAUUCGCUUGCAAAUGAAAUGACCUCAUCGUCAUCAUUCAAACUCGAACAGAUUUAGAGUGAACAUCAAAUUGAAUUCAAUGAAAUGUAAAGAUAGUUAAAUAAUAAUUUAAACCAAAAAACCCAGUGCAUUUUGAAGGAUUCUGUACAAAAAAACAAAUGCA
This is a messenger RNA of Contarinia nasturtii (swede midge), 1526 nucleotides long. RefSeq names its product histidine-rich glycoprotein-like. Lineage: Eukaryota; Metazoa; Arthropoda; Insecta; Diptera; Cecidomyiidae. The record is from RefSeq and is a predicted model, not a curated record. The transcript has a single exon. Bases 338 to 1420 code for a protein of 360 amino acids.